AUGAUAAAAGGCGCGAUGAGAUCAUUAAGCAAUACGGGAGGAAGUAUACGAAGAAACGUUAGCAAUGCUUCGCGAAGAACACAAAAGUCGGCUCCGGUCAAAUUAUCUACGGAAAUGACUCAUUUGAUUGUUAAACGGUGCGCCGAUGAGAUUGAAGAAAGAGGGUUGCAUGAAGUUGAUAUUUUUAAGCCAGUACGAAUCGGAGAGAAUGCUGAUGAAGUUAAAGACCUUAUAAAUCGUAUGCUGCAAGAUAAUAGAAUGCAAUUCGAGGAUGAAAUAAAAAGUCAAAAUAUUCAUAACGUCGUGGCGGCAAUGAAAUGGGCAUUAAGACAUUGUGAGGUGACAUUGGUUCCUUACAUGUUUUAUGAAGAAUUUGUGAGGUUUGAGCAGGAAUGGGAUUUUGAUCCAGAAAAAGGAUCAUUUAGUCAAUUUCUUUUAUAUCUUCCAAAACAAAAUCAAGAAAUUCUUUUAUGUUUGUUCGACAUUUGCGCCAAAGUCACAGAAGAAUCGCACAUUAAUCAAAUGUCAGCACAGAAAAUUGUUAAAUCGCUGGCAUUAUGUGUUCUGGGUGAGCAGGAGCGAAAAUUUGAUACUUUUGAUGACGCUUACUCAGAGUAUUCGAAAUGUUCGAAUGCGUGUCUGCAUUUAUUUCUUGCGUAUCUGCGGGAGAAAGCAGUCGCGACCAGAUUACCACCACGGUUAACACUUUUCCUGGAUAACAUUAAUUAUCUCGAUGUACGAAAGAAAUCUGUCGCGUCAAUGUAUAUACAUCCACAAACUUUUUUGAAUCGACAAACUUAUAUGUCGACCGAUCAGGAUGAGGAGGGUGCGGUAAAUGAUUACCAAUACACAGAAUCGUAUCUUUCACAGACAAAUGAAGAAUCUGAUUAUGAAGAAGGAUCGAUAUUAUCACCACCGCCGUCCACUAAUAACUAUGCGGCUUCAACCACAUCAACAUCAACAAUAACUAAAAAUACAUUUCCAAAACAAUCAUUAUCGACACCGUCUACAUUUAAUGAACGUCCCGCAAGUGUAUUACGAGUGACACGAACGAUUCCUGUACAGCAACCAGGCCAAACUCAAAAUAUUAAUCCAAGAGCGAGUAAAGGAGUUAGUAUUCUAUUGCCUGAAAUAGUUAAUGAUCUCAAUCGUCAAACAUUAGUUCGUGCUAGUGCAUUAAUGACGGUUGAUGAGCAAAAAACUGCGCAAACAUUAUGGAAAGAAUUUCAAACAGAAGGAGUCAGUGGAUUCUCUGAUGAGUUUAUUAAAUUAUUUUUUUCACUGGAUGAUCGCGAUGAACUUUACGAAACUGGUUCACAAUUAUCUCCAACAUCUCCCUCAUUUCCCUCACCUCUAACCUCUCCAUCAUCAUCUGCAGAAAAACAAAAGAACAAUAGAAGAUGUCGAAGUAACAAAGAAAAUGGAUAUCGUUCACAGCUGCGAAGAAGUCAGAGUGAAUUGGAUAAAUAUAAACCAAAAAGGGGACCGCGGCCAAUAACACUUGUUUGGAAUAAUUUCCGGGAAUUCGGUUUUGAUGGAUUGGUUGGGGGAAUAGGAAAUAAAAAAGAUCCCAAAGUAGAGCAACUUUUAGGUUAUAACGAUUCAAGUAGAUUAGAACAGCUUGAAGAAAUACAAGACAAUGAUUCAGGUAACGAACAGCGUCCAAUUACAAUGGCAUGGAACAGUUUUAAAGAGAAUGGGUUUGGGGAUAUAGCUUCAGACAAUAUGUCAGAUGCAUUCUCACUUAAUAAUACAACAAUAAAUUCACCCCCACCGUCGAUUUUCAGUAAUGACGUGCAUUCACCUUCAGUGGCCCCGUCAAUAGCACCAUCGGUAUUCAGCAAUGAUGCUAAUGCUUCGGUCCUAACACAUAAAUCACGUAAAACAAUGCGAAGUGGUACAUCAAGUGGUAAAUCAUUUUCUUUCCGACGACGUCAAAUGCCACAAUCAGACGAGGGAAAACCACUGAGCACAGCAAGCAGAACUGUCGAAGAAGAAAUACAAAAAUGGCAUAUAAUUGAUCGGAAAACAGAUUUACCUUCGACAACACAUUUAGCAAUUGAAACGAUCGAUGAAAUAUUUCCAUAUGUCUGGAUGGAAAGUACCGCCGAAAACAAAGACGGGUACUGGGGCGAUUGGGUGUUUAUCGAACCGAGAAAAGGUCUGCUAAAUGAAUGUGAAUGGAUCAUGAUCGAAAAUCAACAACAUGUAUUUGGAAAUGAUUGGGGUAAUCCAAAUAAUUACAGGCAAUUUUCGAAACGGCGGAGUAAACUUGGUUUUUCUUGGAUACGAAGAAGCUUUGUUGGCAAACGAAGCAGUCAAGCCAAUUAUCAAACAAAAGUCAAAAGAUUCAAUACCACUCAAGCUACUUCACGUAAUAAUACUAGUAAAUUCAGUAGCAGAUACUCGAGAAGAUCAAGCAAAUCGACUAAAUCAAGCAAAUCAAAGAAAAAAGGAAAAAAAGUCGAAGGAUUGCCACCGGGUAGUUAUGCUCGUAAUGGAAAAUUAUAUCCAAAUGCAGCCAGUGAAACUUAUAGUCGUAAUGAUGUAAAAUUAAUGCCCAAUGAGAAUAACGGUCGAGAUCUCAAUCAUUAUGAGACCGAACUAAACAUUGAUAAAAUUAUAAAAGACAUUAGACAACCAUUGCAACAUACUGAUAAAGAAGAGUAUAUUUCAACGGAAACGUCUCAUAUUUUGCAAGAAGAUUCAAAUACUACCAUUGAGACAAAUCAAGAGAUUUCCCAAGAAGAUUCAAAUACUACCAAUGAGACAAAUCAAGAGAUUUCACAAGAACAAGACCAGCAAUUGGUUGAACCGCCUAAAAAGGAAUCUGCACCAAUAUAUAAAUUAAGUCAGAAUGCGACUCCAAAAUUAAUACAAGGUAAACAAAAUGACAAGACACAGUUGAAACCACAAGGAUCACAACGAUAUAAAUAUAUUGAUAUACCGAAAAUGAAGACAACAGACUUAUCAAAUGAAGCGAAAAAUAAAGCACAGCCUUAUCCCACUGCUAAUAAUAAUGUGCCUUCUGAAGCAAUGGUCUCAACACAGCAGCAGCAGCAACAGACCCCUAUAAAAAAUCAGCAGAUUCGUCCACAGGUUUCUCGAUCAAAUACACAACUUCAGACUGAAACGAAAUUCUCAAGAUCAAAUGAGAAAAUUCAAGCUUCAAAUUCUCAAGAAAACAUACCUCAACCAUUACCUAACUUAAAUAAAGAGUUGCCCAUGAAACCUCAAAUAAUAAGUGAACAAAUUUCAGCUCAACAACCGCCACCACCUCAUAUUCAAAGUGAAAUGCUACAACCUUCAGUUCAACUCCAAAGACAAGCGUCCAGAUCUAAUGAGCGAAUUCAACCUCAAAGACAAGCUUCCAAAUCUAAUGAGCAAAUUCAACCUGAGCGAAUUCAACCUCAAAGACAAGCUUCCAUUUCUAAUGAGCAAAUCCAACAUGAGAGAAAAGCUUCAAGAAGACAACCAUAUCCACAAGCUUCAAAUGCUCGACCUCAACAAUCUUCAAGCUUAACUAAGGAAUUUCCAUUAGCACCUCAAGUUUCAAGAUCAAACGAACGAAUUGAGCAGAUUCAAUCUCAAAAACAGGCUUCAAGAUCCAAUGAACGAAUUGAUCAGACAUAUCAAAAACAGACUUCAAGAUCCAAUGAACGAAUUCAACCUGAAACACAGGCUUCACGAUCUAAUGAGCAAAUUUUACUUCAAAGAGAAGUUCAACCUGAAGUACAAGAAUCAAGAUUGAAUGAGCGAGUUCAACCUCAGAGACAAGCUUCUCGGUCAAAUGAACGAAUUCAACCGCAAAAACAAGCUUCCAGCUCUCAAGAAAGAAUAAAAAAUUUACCUUCAUCAUCUUCUGAUUCAAUCUCUCAAUCACAAAACGGGCAAAAUCCCCUACAACAACAACAACCACCACCUAUAAUUCAAAACGAAAAAUCACGUCCUUAUGGCAAUGAUGAGAAAUUGCAGUCUUAUCCAACUGACGCGAAAUUGCAGCCGUAUACAAACGAUGUUAAAUUACAGCCAUAUGCAAAUGACACCAAAUUGCAACCAUUCCCAAAUAACGCAAAAAUACAGCCAUACCCAAAUAAUGCAAAUAAUGCGAAAUUACAACCAUACCCGAAUAAUGCACAUGUUGCCGAAGGCACUUAUGCAACAGACGACAUCUUAAAUGCGUACGCAAGGUCUGAAAGAUCUGGAACUCUUUCAGAUGCCGGAAGCAUUUACUCGAAUGACCAACGUAACAACAUUAAUACACCAACAACGUCAUCAUUAAAAGAUAACAGCCAACAGACACCCAAAAAAUAUCAAGGAUAUCAAACCACAUCACAACGAUUAGCAGCACAAACUGCCGAAAAAGCCAGUAAACACACAUCCGUGUCAAGUAAUGGCUCUACAGCACCCACGAAACCCGCACGUAGUAAUUUGCGUACAAAAUUCAUUGGUUGA
Molecule: messenger RNA, 4455 nt
Organism: Ambispora gerdemannii
Lineage: Eukaryota; Fungi; Glomeromycota; Glomeromycetes; Archaeosporales; Ambisporaceae
Source: the annotation of a GenBank genome assembly